Messenger RNA from Talaromyces stipitatus ATCC 10500, 573 nucleotides. RefSeq lists its product as uncharacterized. The record is from RefSeq and is a predicted model, not a curated record. The transcript is spliced from 2 exons. Lineage: Eukaryota; Fungi; Ascomycota; Eurotiomycetes; Eurotiales; Trichocomaceae. Bases 1 to 573 code for a protein of 190 amino acids.
AUGGCAAGUCUUCCUUCGACUGAGGUUGAGUACGAAAGAGACCACAUCCACGAGUCUCAGAGGGCUGCUUGCUAUGGAGUCACUAUAGUUUUCUUUAUACUAGCUAUUAUUUCGGGGUGUUUACGACUUUUAUCCAGAAGAAGGCAAAGAGCCAGCUAUGGCCUUGAUGACUACCUGGCCGCUGGAGGCAUAGUAAGGAGUUUGUCCCUGUCGUGCGGUGACUUGGCUCAUUAUAUUCAGAUAGCGGUUAUACCGUUUAUAGCAGCGACUUUGGGAGGUGAGCCGAUCAUUUUCUGUUUCCUUCUUGGUAAACCUCUAUUCGUACACCACCUGCAUUACCCUCGUCAAGUUGUCCGUACUUGCUCUUAUAUACCGGAUAUUUGGCAGUACCAGUCGCGAAAUAAGGGUCUCCACCAUUUUUCUUGCUACUUGGGUAUGCUUAUGGGCUAUUGCAUUGUACUUUGCUUAUGGAUUCCAAUGCCAACCGUUUUGGCGAAAUUGGAGUCUGACGGACCUAUGCGGUCCCAGCAUACAGUUGGAAUACUCAGCCUCCAUCUUGAAUGCCGUCCAUGA